UUCAGUAUAAACCCUAGAUUCUACAAUGUCUGAUGGUUACAAUGUUCAUGUGUUACCAUGUUUGAUAAAGCAGCCUGGUGAUGCUGAUAUUCAGGGUGGCUUUACCGACAAUAUCAUAUCUUUGGAUUCAGUCAGUCCAGAAACGCCACUAGGUGGUUUAAGUAUAUCUGACAUAUGUGGAUCUGUAUCGCGUGACGUUAAUUUCGGGGUAUCUGGCACUGAACGUCUGAGUUGUGACGUAUAUUCAUCGCAAUAUGGCUCCGACCCUUUUUUGGGUAAGGAGCGUUUAUGUACAUUUCUUCGUGGUCGUUGUUUACGUGGCAGCAAGUUGAAUUUUGAUGCUAUUGGCUGUCGUAUGUCUAUGGUUGAGGUUUGUAAUUCCACUCGUCAACGGAAUGCGUCAUCUCGUAGUGGCCUUACACCAUCUUAUACUCUUGGGGAAUUAGGUCCUGUGGAAUCAUUUACUGUCUGGGACCGUGAUAGUGACAUAAGUCCAUUGUCUCCAUGUCUUGAGGGAUACAAGCACAUCGCGGUAGCUCGAGCUCUGAGUGACUACUCUGGUGAGCGUGACUACGUGGAGGGAUAUCGUCCUGAGGCAGAAACUUCUGCAGCAUCAUCUCCGUUGCCUGGUCAAGGGGCUCCUCAUUGAUUCUUAGUUU
Babesia bovis T2Bo is the source of this 659-nucleotide messenger RNA. Its product is annotated as Ribonuclease H2 non-catalytic subunit (Ylr154p-like) family protein. The record is from RefSeq and is a predicted model, not a curated record. Bases 26 to 649 code for a protein of 207 amino acids. Gene Ontology annotation, cellular component: ribonuclease H2 complex. Lineage: Eukaryota; Apicomplexa; Aconoidasida; Piroplasmida; Babesiidae. The transcript is spliced from 4 exons. Gene Ontology annotation, biological process: RNA catabolic process.